Molecule: messenger RNA, 1005 nt
Organism: Lytechinus variegatus (green sea urchin)
Lineage: Eukaryota; Metazoa; Echinodermata; Echinoidea; Temnopleuroida; Toxopneustidae
Product: cylicin-1-like
Exons: 2
Coding region: 1-1005 (334 amino acids)
Source: RefSeq, a predicted model, not a curated record
AUGGAUAUGAGUAAGAAUUGUAGAAAGGAUGCUAAGAAUGAUAGUAAGAAUUGUAGCAAGGAUGCUAAGAAUGAUAGUAAGAAUUGUAGGAAGGAUGCUAAGAAUGAUAGUAAGAAUUGUAGUAAGGAUGCUAAGAAUGAUGUUAAGAAUUGUAGUAAGGAUACUAAGAAUAAUAGUAAGAAUUGUAGUAAGGAUGCUACGAAUGUUAGUAAGAAUUGUAGUAACGAUGCUAAGAAUGAUAGUAAGAAUUGUAGUAAGGAUGCUACGAAUGUUAGUAAGAAUUGUAGUAACGAUGCUAAGAAUGAUAGUAAGAAUUGUAGUAAGGAUGCUAAGAAUGAUAGUAAGAAUUGUAGUAAGGAUGCUACGAAUGAUAGUAAGAAUUGUAGUAAGGAUGCUAAGAAUGAUAGUAAGAAUUGUAGUAAGGAUGCUAAAAAUAAUAGUAAGAAUUGUAGUAAGGAUGCUAAGAAUGAUGUUAAGAAUUGUAGUAAGGAUGCUAAGAAUAUUAGUAAGAAUUGUAGUAAGGAUGCUACGAAUGAUAGUAAGAAUUGUAGUAACGAUGCUAAGAAUGAUAGUAAGAAUUGUAGUAAGGAUGCUAAGAAUAAAAGUAAGAAUUGUAGUAAGGAUGCUAAGAAUGAUAGUAAGAAUUGUAGUAAGGAUGCUAAGAAUGAUAGUAAGAAUUGUAGUAAGGAUGCUAAGAAUGAUAGUAAGAAUUGUAGUAAGGAUGCUAAGAAUGAUAGUAAGAAUUGUAGUAAGGAUGCUACGAAUGAUAGUAAGAAUUGUAGUAAGGAUGCUAAGAAUGAUAGUAAGAAUUGUAGUAAGGAUGCUAAGAAUGAUAGUAAGAAUUGUAGUAAGGAUGCUAAGAAUAAUAGUAAGAAUUGUAGUAAGGAUGCUAAGAAUGAUAGUAAGAAUUGUAGCAAGGAUGCUAAGAAUGAUAGUAAGAAUUGUAGCAAGGAUGCUAAGAAUGAUAGUAAGAAUUGUAGUAAGGAUGCUAAGAAUGAUAGUUAG